AGGUUAUUUCAAAUUUUAAUUUAUGUACUCGGUUCGCUAUUAAUUGUACGAUUUUUUUUUGGGGGAUUUCGACUCCAACUGAGAUUUUAUUACAGAGUUUUUAGUUUUCGGAUUAAGUAUAUCAUUUUUCAUUAGUCAGUACACACAAUGUCCAUUUUAAUACAGUGCUCUAAGCACAUACGCACCGCGUAUACUUUGAGUCGCCAUCGACUUAACAAUACACUGGUUUCGUCCAACACGAAUACACCGCAAAGAACAUCAAACGACAACUAUGUCGCUAGCACUUCUCGGUUCUGUACCAACAUACUUCCAAGUCGCUCGUUCUUUUCAUCGACCAUCCUGAGCUCGUCUUCUUCAAACAAAGUUGACUUACAGAUCAAGAAACUCGAUGACAAUGUGCGUAAAUAUGGUCGCAUAUCGAAACAAGACGUAGAAAGUGUCAUUAAAGAAAUCGAACAUUCGAACAUAGCCACACCCUCUCAGGCGUUACUUGUGAUUCGAUGCUGUGGAAUUUUGGUACCAGACGAAUUACCAGAAAAUCGGACAAUACUAGCCAAGAAAACAUGGGACACUUUGGUCAAGAUCGGUGUUCCGUUGGAUGUAAGCCAUUACAAUACUUUGUUAAAAGUUUAUUUAGAAAACGACCAUCAGUUUUCUCCCACGGAAUUCUUGGAGGAAUUAAAAAACAAAGGCAUUACACCAAAUCGUGUUACUUACCAAAAUUUAGUGACUAGUUACUGUAAACAAGGCGAUAUCGAAGGAGCGAGCCGUAUAUUAGAAUACAUGCGUGACAAACAAUUACCGAUCAACCAUAUGGUCUUUAACGCUUUGGUCAUUGGACAUUCUCAAAACGGCGAUAUGGAGAGCGCAGAAGGUGUUUUAAACGUUAUGAAAGAAUCAAAGCUGGAACCAUCUUCAGAAACAUAUACUUUAUUGGCUUCGGGUUACGCCAAAAAAGGAGAUAUUGCUAAAGUAACCGAGAUCUUAAACAUUUGCGAACAACAAGACAUUUAUUUGUCCCAUAAAGAUCUGCUUGAUAUUUUGUAUUCUUUAGCUACUAAUGGUCAUAGCGACAAGGUAGAUGAGAUAUUAAAUCGAGUUCAAAAGUCGAGCGGCUACAACCAAGACGCUAUAAAUUGUAUUUACAAGUUGACCACGGCUGGUCAGAUAGAAACUGCCAUUAAAGUUUUUGAUUCUAUGAAAAGACCUACUAGUAUAGAUAAUACAACACCACCACCGAUGGGCAGAUUUUUAAUUAACCAUUUAAUAAAAAUAAACUGCCCGGUGAACAAAGUAAUUGAAUUUUGCGAGAAACUCAUAGCAGACGGAUCUAAUCUGAUGGCCAUAGAACAUGCGACUGAAAUGGCAUUAAAAAAAGGUUCAGUCAACACAGCAUUGGGUUUGUUCGAAUAUAUGAACAAAAAAGAACUACCUAUUAGACAACACUAUUUUUGGCCUUUAUUAGUAUCGAAAAGUAAACUCAACGAUUUAGAUGGCUUCAAUAAUGUAUUGAUGACAAUGAUAAACACUUACAAAUUAACUCCGAACGUCGAUACACUGCGACAUUAUGUGAUGCCUACUUUAAUUAACAACGGUCAGAGUGGAUCACAAAUUAUCCAAAAUUUACAACUGUCAGGCAUCGCGCAAGGCACGAGUACGCACGCACUAGUGCUAUAUUUGUUAUCCAAGAAUGAUAUACGUCUAGCCGCUGACAUCGCCGCCACUCAUCGGGCUUUCUAUAUACCAUAUGUUAUACGUCAGCCAUUGGUGAGAGCAUUUUUAGAAGGAAAUGAUAUCAAAUCUCUGAUCGUAAUACUUCAACAAAUAUGUAACGGUUUCUCGCGUCUGCCAUUGGUCUUGUCACCGGAAUUAGCAAAACAGUCUAAUGAUAAGUUUGUGCCCAGUCCAGACACUGAAGAACAAAUAAUUGAAAUGCGAGUGUUUCUUGGUCAAAUAGUCAGCAGUAUCGUGCAGAAUUUAAAACAAAGUCCUGCGGUCGUAUCCAUUAUGCAAGAACUGCUGGAGGCCAUGUAUGAAAAAGGUUUGGGCAUAAGUUCCCGAGCAGCAGAAAACGUACAAAAUAAUUUAGAAGGGAAGAUCACUUUUGAAAUUUCUAAUUUACUGGAAAAUUUAACAGACUCAAAUUUGGUUCGUAAAGUCGAACUCGGAGUCAAACCGGGCAGUUAUACUUUGGCAAAUGCGGAUGAACACACAUUAGAAAAUAUUAUCAAGAGAGGAGAAGCUUCGGGAGAGACUAAAAACGGUGUUAAGCGACAACUGUUUAAUUUGUAUUGUAGAAAUAAAAAUCUGGAAAAAGCAAUGGCUUUAAAAGAAAAAUUAACAGCCGAUGGAUUUGAUAUACCAACAGGAUCACUUGUUUUGCUGUUGGAUUUAUAUUUAAGUAACGACAAGUUGAAUGAAGCUAAAGAUUUAUAUCAGCAGUUAACAAUGGCAAAUCAACAAUUUUUGUUGGACAAACAUAAAAUGGUAAAAAUGGCAGAAGUUAUUGCUAAGAAUGACUGUGUCGAAAAAGCCAUCGAGUUCUUGUCGUCCGUUGAACAGCCAGAAGGCAAGCAAGAAGAUUUUCUUUCAUAUCAACAUUCGAAUAACUGUUGGAAGUUAUUAAACAAUGCUGCUGACAAAGGAGACCCUGAACUCGUUCAACAAUUAUUCGACAUAUUAGUUAACAAGAAUUACACAACUGUGUCAAAUAUAAUUUUGGGGCCGCUGAUUAAAGUUCAUUUAAUUAACCAAAACCUGAAAGAAGCCUUGGAGAAAUUCGAAUGGUGUUGUAAAACGUACAGGUGUACACCAAUGAAAAAUGAAUUAUCUAUGAAAUUCAUUGAGGCGGAAGAUGCAUCGUCUUUGCAAACACUGACUGACUUGAGCACUACUAUUCAUGGUGAAAUCAAUUCAUUGUAUGAUUUAAUGCUAUCGUUUCUCGAAUGUGGUCGUCUUAAACAAGCACGUAAAAUAUUAGAGACUCCAGGCUUAAAAGCUAGGCAAGAUCGCUUGAACGUCGCUUGUGCCAAGUAUGGAGCUGAUAACUCCGAGGAGUUACUUAACCGCUUACUUGAAGUUACAAAAGACAUUCACCAAUUCAACAGAUCUAAAAUAUACAACGAACUUUUGGAGUUGCACAGCAAAAACAAUAAAGUAGAAGAAGCCAUGAGUCUUUGGACCCAAAUGCAAGAAGAAGACAUUCAACCGUCUGAUACGUUUAUGUGGUCCUUGAGUGAACUUCUUAAAAAAAAUGGAUGUGAAGUGCCAUUCGCAGUGAAUAAACCAAAAGAAAAACAACAAUCGUCUGACAACAUCAUCCAAAAAGAUUUAUUUAACUUGUUAGACUCGUAUUUGGAUAAAAACGACAUCACAAAUGCUAUUAAAAUACGUAGAAAAAUACUUUCCAAAAAUUUACCACUUCAUAACUCCAAAGAAUCUAAAAUUAUCGAACUUUUAACUCGCGAAAAUAAAUUAAGCGAAGCAAUUGAAAUCGCUAAAGAGAUGUUAGUCAAUGACAGACAGAUUUCUAAAAACGUAUUGCGUUUCUUGGUUUCAAAACUAUCAGAAGCUGGAGAAGUCGCUUCAUUAGAAUUUUUAAAAGAAAAAGUGCCUAAGAAUUUAUCUAGCUAUUUAAGUCUAAACCAACACAGUUGGAAGGCUCAUCAAAAGAGUGGAAACAUAAAAGAAAUGUUUACUUCAUUCGUGCAAAAUAUCAAUGAAAACUUAAAUGACAAAGAUAAACUAUUAGAAAUUGUCAGAAGUGUACCUGGCGGUUCGGUUGUCGAGAUAUUGCAAAAGGAUUCUACAGUUUUACCGACAAUCGAAGAAAUAAAUUCUAAAUUGGCACCGAAAGGUAUUACCGUGUUUGCCAACAGUCUUUGGUCUUAUUUUAUGUUGAACAAUGAAUUUGAUAAAGCCGAUAAGCUCAUCGGCGAUUUAGAUGUCUCUACAAGAAUUCAGUACCGUCACAUACUGGUGAAUAUCCGAUCAAAAGGUAAUUUUGAGUUGGGACAAAAACUGUUGUCUACGAUUUCAAAACUGAAGGGUUUGGCCAAUAAGAACACUAAUUUAGGAUUGGUUUAUUGCGCUCUCAUAGAUGGUCACGUUAAUCAAGAUAACUAUGUCGAAGCUCACAACACGUUAGACGAAGCACUGAAACAAGUUUCGUUCGAGGAUAUAAGCGAAUCGACAGUUUCAAGAUUAAAGAAAGACAUUGAAUCCAAAGGGGAAACGUUUAAAUAUGAUAUUCAAAAAUUCAAAAAAAGGGGCACGGCAUCUAAAAAUCGUGAACUGAAAAGCGAAAGUGAUUCCAGUGAUUCUAGUGAUGAUGAAAAGUCAUCAACAAAAGUUUAACACUUAAGAAAUGAGCGUAACAGUAGUAGAUUUUUUUUAUAUUUUGUUUUGUUGUAUUUUAUAAACUCAUUGUAAAU
Messenger RNA from Adelges cooleyi (spruce gall adelgid), 4433 nucleotides. Its product is annotated as leucine-rich PPR motif-containing protein, mitochondrial-like. Lineage: Eukaryota; Metazoa; Arthropoda; Insecta; Hemiptera; Adelgidae. Gene Ontology annotation, molecular function: protein binding. The transcript has 20 exons. The record is from RefSeq and is a predicted model, not a curated record. The coding region runs from base 148 to 4356 and encodes 1402 amino acids.